Messenger RNA from Hansenula ciferrii, 3162 nucleotides. RefSeq lists its product as uncharacterized. NCBI's taxonomy places the organism in Eukaryota, Fungi, Ascomycota, Saccharomycetes, Phaffomycetales, Wickerhamomycetaceae. The record is from RefSeq and is a predicted model, not a curated record. The coding region runs from base 1 to 3162 and encodes 1053 amino acids. The transcript is spliced from 2 exons.
AUGUCCAACGAGUUCAUAGUUCAGACAAUCAAGAUGGUGCUCCAUGAUGUUAGAGAUCUGAAGGAUAUAAAGAAGAUACGGCUGACCAGACCGUAUCAAACAGAAAAGGUGCUGGUAAGGUUGACAAUGCUUGUGAAUGCUGUUAAGUAUGGUGAUCAACCAUCAUUAGAUCUUACGGAUUACACUCAAGGAUAUUCUGAAAGCAAAAUUUUGAAUUUCACUGUUAAAACUGGGUCUUUAGCAUCUCAGCAUUUUAAAGAGCUUAAAAAGGCAUAUCCAAUUGUGGAUAAUAGUACUGGAAAAGUAUUAAAAGGCACUAAAGAUAAAGUUCAAUUUUAUGACAAUGGGUAUCAUGUUUUCCUUAAUGUUGUCGCUGAAGCCUAUAAUGGUCUCACAGAGUUACAGUUGAAAGUCACGGAGUUUAAGAUUAUAAAUAAACAGCCUGCCAUGAUACUUAAGAUGAGUUUAAAUCAGCAAGCUAAACUUACUUCAUUAGUGAAACUAUUAGAGAAAAGAAGAGAGGAUAAUCUUAUUACGACACCAAAAAAUGAAGAAGAAAUUAAAAAAAUCAUUGCAGUGAUACGAAAGGAUGAUAAACCAGAAGAACACCAAUCUAAAAGACAAAAACCAAAUGAAGAAGAAGAAAAAGAAGCAGAAAAGGAAGAAGCACCAACUCAACAGUCAUCUGAUGGUACAAUAUUCCCAACAAAUCCUCUUUUCAAUCCACUUCCAGAGGAGCAACAAGAUGAAGUUCCACUCACACAAAUGCAAAAUGAAAUAUUUCAAGGAUCUGAUGAUUUUGAUCAAUUAAAAUCAGAUAAUAAUAUUCAAAGUAGUCAAAAUCAUGAUUCAUCAAAUGAAGGUAAUCUAAGAGUAUCAAAUGAUCAACCGCAACAAAUACUACCUAAGAUUGAGGAAGAAGAAACUGAUAAUGAGAUUCAAGUGAAACGUGAACCAAUUCUAAAUAAUAGAAUCAAAUUGGAAGAUUCUAAUGUAUCCUUAUCACAACAAUUAAGAGAUAAUAAUGUUGAAGUUAUCACAGUUUUGAAUGAUAGUGGUGAUGAUGAUAGUGAUAGCGACAGUGAUAUUGAGAAUGUAAAUGGAAAGGAUAGAACCGAUCAUGCGAGUACUGUUACUAAAGAUGUUCAAACUUCAUUAACACCAACUGUUCAAGACAAUGUUCAAUCACAAUCAGAUUUAAGCAAAACUAUAGAAAUUGCAAAAGAUAAUCAAGAUAAUAAUAACCCUGAACAAACUCCUAAUAAUAAUGAGAAUGGAGAAGAACAACCGCAACAAUUCAAUGAAUCUGAUGAAGUGAAUUAUGCCAAGUCACAAGAUGGUAUUGCAUCAAUUAUGAGUAGAUCAAUUGAAUUAGGUGUACCAUAUUCAUUCACCGGGUUUAUAAUUGGUAUUGAACCAUUAAAUUUUAAAGUAUUAGCAAAAUCAUUUAAUGAUUUAAUUAAAAUUACAAAUUUUAAACUAUACAUAUCAAAUAUUCCAUAUUUAAAUUCAAAUAUUUUCCAAAUUAAUAAAAAUGUUAUAUGUUUAGAAUUUAGAACUAAAGAGCAAAUUCUUUCAUUUUUUGGUUAUGAUGAUAUUGAAUUGGCAUUUUUAGAACAAGAUAAAAUUCAAGCAAAAUUAAUAAAAUUAUUAGAAACUAGACAUAGAUUAGAAAUUGAUAUUUUAAGGAAAGUGAUUAAUUUAAGCGUGGCACAAGAUUAUUUAGAUCAAGGUGUUGAAGAAGAAGAAUCAGGCGAUAGAUGGAUAAUAUCUGAUUUAUCUAAAUCUCUUAGAUUUUAUCAAAAAGCAUAUGAUUAUUAUAUUGAAGCUAUAAAUAAAAAUGAUGGAUUAGUUGAUGCUUAUUAUAAUGCUGAUAGAUUAUUAUUUCAUAUUUGGGAAGUGUAUCAUUCUAUUCCUUUGAUAAUUUUGAAUAAUGUUGAUGGUUGUGAUGUUGUUAAUUAUCCUCUUAGGGAGAUUAAAGAAAAACAUGAAUUUGUUAUAAAGAAAUUCCCACAAAUUACAUGGGAAUUGAAAUUUAAUUUAAUUUUGAUAAAUCUUGAAAUUAUUGAAGAAUUUAAUGAAAAUUUUAAGUAUGAAGAUUUAUUAAAGAUUUGUGAUGAUUGUGUUGGGAUUUUAGAAGGGGUUUUGGAUUAUCAAUUGAAAGAAUUAGAUUUAUUUUUGAAAAAAUUGGAGAAUCCAUUUGAAGAUCAAGGAGAUCAAGAUGAACAAGGAGGAGAACAAGAUGAUGAUGAUUAUGAAGUUAUGGAACAAAUCACACCAAGUAGUGUGCUGGAAACUGUAUUAACCAGUUAUAAAUUAAUUGAAACAAGUUUGGGGAAUUGUGAAAAUCAAAUCCAAAUAAAUUUAUUAAAUGAAAAUUUUAAAUCAUUUCAAAUCAAAUUGAGUGAAAUUUUGGAAUUAUUAUUUGGAAAAUUCAAUCCUGAUUUAAAUCCUGAAAAUAAAUAUCAAUUAAAUUUUAUUCAACAAGAAAUUCAAGAUAUUAAACUAGUUAUUCAUACUAAUGAAGGAUUUCUAAUUAAUGAUUAUGAAUCAUUAUUAACCCAUUGGUCAAAUUCUGAAAGGUUAAAAGGAUUAGAACAAAAUUCAUCAAGAUAUUUAGCUGAAGCUGAUAGUUUCCAAAAUUUUAAAGGAUUAUUAUCAUCUUCACCUGAAGGAUUAAAUAGUGAAUUACAUUGGAUUAUAAUAAAUCAAAUAAAUUUAAAUUUGAAAAAAUCUCAAGAAUUAAUUAAAUUAGAAAUGGAUACUGAGAUUUUGAAUAAAACUGCAGAAGUAUCUUCCAAGAACUCCAAGAUUAUUGAAGUAUUAAUCCUUAGAGCUGAUAAUGAAUUAAUAAGAAGUUCAUUUAAAGAUUUAGAAUCAUCAAUCAAAAACCAUGAUAUCUUGGUGCAAAAUGCAAUAAAUUUAUUAAAAAAUGGAUUAAAUUUAAGUAAUGCAAAUUGUGGAUUAAGAGAAACUAUAAUUGAUAAAUUUAAAAAAGAAAAAUUGAAAAAAGAAUGUGUGUUAAGAUUAUUAUUAUUAACUAGAGAUUCAAUAACACAAGAUGAUCUUAUUAGAAAUAUAGGUAUUAAUUAUUAUUCAAAAGAAGUUGAAGAUUUACAAAAUGUUGAGAUUUAUAAACCUUUAUUUUCAAAAGUUGUAUAA